Molecule: messenger RNA, 414 nt
Organism: Telopea speciosissima
Lineage: Eukaryota; Viridiplantae; Streptophyta; Magnoliopsida; Proteales; Proteaceae
Product: histone H4-like
Exons: 2
Coding region: 1-414 (137 amino acids)
Biological process (GO): nucleosome assembly
Molecular function (GO): DNA binding; structural constituent of chromatin; protein heterodimerization activity
Source: RefSeq, a predicted model, not a curated record
AUGGCAACUAUGGAGGGAAAAGAAACUCUGGAGGAAGGGGAAUUCAGAUUUCCUCAUUGCUCUCGAGGGACUAGGAGCCCCGCUGUCCCUCAUCCUAAUCCAUUGACUGGUGGUGACUAUUGUCGUAAUGAAGGGGUUCGAAGGACAUGGGUUGGAAAUAUCCCUUCUCGAGAAGCCAGGAGGAAGAGCAAAUGCUCCUUCACUUUGAGGAGCCUCAUUUGGUGUGGUGGUGUGAAGCGUAUUAGUGGUCUUAUCUAUGAAGAAACUCGUGGAAUUUUGAGGAUCUUCUUGGAGAAUGUUAUCCGUGAUGCUGUGAAAUGCAUAGAGCACACUCAUUGUAAGACCGUUACUGCUAUGGAUGUGGUUUAUGCUUUGAAGCGCCAAGGGAGAACUCUCUAUGGUUUCGGUGGUUAG